Messenger RNA from Aspergillus terreus NIH2624, 795 nucleotides. Its product is annotated as rRNA processing protein RRP15. Bases 1 to 795 code for a protein of 264 amino acids. Gene Ontology annotation, cellular component: preribosome, large subunit precursor. The transcript is spliced from 2 exons. The record is from RefSeq and is a predicted model, not a curated record. Lineage: Eukaryota; Fungi; Ascomycota; Eurotiomycetes; Eurotiales; Aspergillaceae. Gene Ontology annotation, biological process: maturation of LSU-rRNA; maturation of 5.8S rRNA.
AUGCGCGAGUACCACAGCAGCUCCGACGAGGCAGAGGACGAUGAACCUGCCGAUUUCCAAGCUGUCAAUCUUGCGGAUUCAGAUGAAGAGGCGCCUGUGACGAACAAGAAGGCGAAGAUUUCCGCGAAAAAGCAGUCUACGGAAAAGCCAACAAAAUCGAUCGGCAAUGCGAAGAAAACCGAAGACGACAGCGACGCUGAAUCCGUCCCCAGCGACGACGAUGCCUCCGACUCUGAAGGAUCGUCCGCCGCCGAUAGCGAUGCCGACUCUGACACAUCCAUGCCCACCUCAGCCGCCGGAGGCCGUCCGGUGCCCAAGCGACAUGAUCCCACUGCAUUCUCGAAUUCGAUCUCCAAGAUUCUAUCUACCAAACUCCCGACAUCCGCCCGGGCGGAUCCCGUCCUCUCUCGCAGUAAGAUUGUCGCGCAGAAGACCUCUGAAGCUGCGGAAGAGAAGCUCGACCAGCGGGCUCGCGCGAAGCUGCGCGCCGAGAAGAAGGAAGAGCUGGACCGGGGCCGCGUGCGCGAUGUCAUGGGCUUUGAACGCGGCCAAGCGGGUGCGGUUCUUGAGGAAGAAAAACGUCUCCGGAAGAUCGCCCAGCGUGGUGUGGUGAAAUUGUUCAACGCUGUGCGGGCUGCCCAAGUGCGUGGAGAGGAGGCCGCUAAGGAGGAGAGGAAGAAAGGAACGAUUGGUAUCGGCGAGCGAGAGAAGGCUGUCAACGAAGUGAGCAAGCAGGGAUUCCUGGAGUUGAUCAGCGGGAAGAAGGGGAAGCCAUUGAACAUCGAGGAAGCUUAA